GACGCCCUUCUGGAGCGCGUGCGCGGCGUACGGCGCGCGCAUGGUGGACCCGGCCGAGCGAGCGCGCGCGCGAGGCGGCAUGGGCAUGCUCGCCUACGUCCCGGACGGGCCCGAGCGCGGCGCAGGCGAGUCGGCGCCAGCGCGCACGAGAUUCGACGCGUGGAUGGAGGGCGUGCUGAAGGCCGACAAGCCGUGGAGCGCCACGUUCGAGGUGAGCAACCUCGGCGUGCUGCCGGCGACCGGGUGGGAGGGCGACGGCGGGCUCGACGAGGUGCUGUGGGCGCAGGCGGGCAUGGCGCUCGGUCCGGCUUUCGCAGUCAACCCCAUCGCCGUCCGAGGCGGCUCGCUCGGCAUCACGUUGACGUGGCGAUCGGGCACGGUCGACGAGACGACCGUGGCAGACAUCUGGGAGGCGUACGGGCGGGCGCUGCGAGGGCUCGCCGACGGCGAGGGCGUCGAGGAGGCGACUUUCGAGGGCGUCGCACGAGGAAAUCUCUAAGCGGACGAGCGGGACGUUCGAGAGCGGUUAUGUGCGUGUAGAUAACAUGGUGACGGUAAUACUGUGUGGCUCG
This is a messenger RNA of Rhodotorula graminis WP1, 572 nucleotides long. RefSeq lists its product as uncharacterized. The transcript is spliced from 2 exons. The record is from RefSeq and is a predicted model, not a curated record. Lineage: Eukaryota; Fungi; Basidiomycota; Microbotryomycetes; Sporidiobolales; Sporidiobolaceae. The coding region runs from base 80 to 499 and encodes 139 amino acids.